GUUGUAGUCAGAUGACCUGGAUGGAGAGAUAGACCUGACGUCCUGUAUGCACGUCCAAGACUUUGACGUGGAGAAGAACUAUGGAUUCCAGAUACAUACAAAGAAAGUAGUGUUCACUCUGUCAGCCUCGACCUCCAGGAUCAGGAGGAAGUGGGUUAAUGUGCUGAGACGGACUAUCCAACCCAGACACUCUUCAGACAUCACACCACGGUCAGACAGUGAAAGAGAAAACUCUCAGCCUGUGUCGUCUCGCCAGCCUCCCUCUGUGCUCACCUGUGAAGACUCCGACCCUCAAACCACUAACUCCACCUCCAACCUUUGUCAAAUGGACUCUUUGGCCCCGGAUCUAGAUGACACCUCCCCCAACAUGUCAUCAGACAGUCAGAGAGAGGCAGGAGAGGGCUGGGACAGAGAGCAAGCCAAGCGAUUGGAGGAGAGGAACAGAUGGUUUGAGGGGGGGAUCCCCUUCAGAGAGAUGGGCAGCAGAUGGGACUCUCUGGAUCUGAAGAAAGCCGGCGUACCUGUACCUGUCACUCACACCAUGGACGUGGACGUCAACAAUAAGUGGGUGGAGUUCGAGAGUCUAACAUUCAGGGAGAUGAGCGCGCUGUCUCUGAUUGGUGCACAGACUAAUCAGACCAAUCAGAUGAUUCCUAAUCAGACGAUUCAGACGACCAGUGCAACGGCUCUACAGAGGGAGGCGCUAUCACUCAGGCAGCAGGUGGAGUGUCUGCGUAAGGAGCGUGUGGAGAUGGGGAUGAAGAUGGUCAGUCUGUGUGGUCCCUGGGCCCCCUGCGGCCAGCGUCUGGAGGCCAUGGAGGCGGCCAUGCCCAUCUGUGUGGGCAUGCCCACAAGCAUGUGUGUUAAACAUGUGUUCUUGGUUCUCUACAGGCCCCAGGCUGAUGCCCUCCACAGUGAGUUGGACGUUCUGUCAGAGAGAUAUUCCCAGAAGUGCCUGGAGCUGAACCGGGCCGAGCAGAGAGGAGGAGACAGAGAAACAGAGCUGAGCUGGAAGGACAGAGAGAUGGAACAGCUCCGCAGAGAGAACCAGGAACUGCAGGCUCGUCUGACUGAGGAGAUCAGCCGCAUGCGCCACUUCAUCACAGGUCAGAGGUCAGGAAACGUCUCCCCUGGCAACUUUGAGCGCAGUCCCUCGGAAUUGGAAAUGCUGCUACGAGCAAAGGAGAUUGAGGUCGAGUACCUACAAAAAGAGAUUGGCUGUCUAAGGAAUGAAGUGCAGUCUCUAACUAAGGAGAAGCAGAGUUUGUGUGACCGCUACAAGGAGGUGUACGUCGAGCUGAUUGGGAUGAAGGGUCACAGUGAGCUGGAGAUCAGGGACCUCAUGGAGCACCUCAGACUGACUAACGCAGCACUGCACGAGGGAAGAAGAGACACCUGAGACUGGCCAACGCAGUGCUGCAGGAAGAGAUCGAGUUGGUGGAUGGAUAGUUGGAUACCUGCUAUGAAGAGCCAAGAAGCCAUACAAUAGCACAAUGUUUGUUCUUCGUUAUGACAGGGACAACCACAAAAUAACACCAAAGAACAUACCCCAACAAACGUGUUGUUAUUUUUUAUUUCUUUUGACACACAGACUCUUUAUUGAGUAAAUAAUAAGACACAUGCAAGAGUGAAGUCUGACUGUGCGGUGACCUCGCAAUGAUAUCAAAUAAUAUGUAGUAAUCCGUGGCAAGGAGGUGAAAGUGGGACUAAAAGGGAGGAAAGAGAGAAAAAAG
Messenger RNA from Oncorhynchus mykiss (rainbow trout), 1733 nucleotides. The record is from RefSeq and is a predicted model, not a curated record. Lineage: Eukaryota; Metazoa; Chordata; Actinopteri; Salmoniformes; Salmonidae.